Messenger RNA from Drosophila kikkawai, 809 nucleotides. It is a transcript of the gene tut, whose product is annotated as tumorous testis. The record is from RefSeq and is a predicted model, not a curated record. Gene Ontology annotation, molecular function: RNA binding. Lineage: Eukaryota; Metazoa; Arthropoda; Insecta; Diptera; Drosophilidae.
CUUUUCUGCGCACGCGUCCCUUGCUUGCGAUUUAUUUCUUCGGUGGAAAUGGAUUUUGAUAGCAAGUACCACAAAAGCCAAGUGAAUGGAACCAUUUAUAUUACCACACGCCAGGAACUGGCCAAGGACUUGCGAGAUUCACUGGAGCUGGGAGCUGGUGAGAUCUAUCUUAGAGACAUACCCAAAAACAUUUCGCCGGAGAUGAUUAUAAAGAUAGUCAGUGCCCUGGGCGAGAUCUAUGCCCUGCGCUACAAGAUCGACUUUUGUGGGGAUAGUCGCGGCUUUGCCUAUCUCCAGUACAUUGAUGAGAAGAUCAAGACCAAGGCUAUACAAAUUUUGCCACAAAGAUUUAAGACGAGGCGCUUGAACAUUCGCGUGUAUAAUUCAUUCAAUGCCCGGGAGCUGCUCCUCGAAAGUGUGAAGUCCUUCAGUCCCGUCCAGCUGUACCACGAGAUGCGGAAGUUUUCGCCGUUCACCAUGAUGCGCGUUUUCGAGCUCCAACACGAGCGAUUCACCUAUAUCUUAGAGUAUCGCAACAACGAGGCGGCCGCCUUUGCCCAUCGCGAUCUGCGUAACAGUAUCCGCAAGUUUGGCCCCCAGGCGUACAUCUCUUGGCUGGACAAGUGUCAUCCGGCGAGCCGCAGGUAUGGCAGAUCCGAGUGCUGCCAGGAACUGGACCUGGAGCUCCGGCUGCCCGAACCAAGCAAGUGCAAUUGUUUUAGAUUUAAGGAGUGUUAAAGAAGAGGAGACUUUGUAAACUUUUGAAGAAUUUUAAAGGGUUUAAAUAUUAAUAAUACAUUGUCAUAUAA